UCACGUCACCGGUCAUGUGAGACGCAGAGGAGGCCGGCAGCCUCGGAGCGGCGAAGAGGCCGGAGGCGGGGAAGGGAAUCCUCUCUCUGCAAAACGCGGAUUUGGAGAGCAGGCGGAUCCCGCCUCUCGGCGCCGCCUCCGCCAGCAUGGGAAUCAAAUUUCUAGAAGUUAUUAAGCCCUUCUGUGCAGUUUUACCAGAAAUCCAGAAGCCUGAAAGAAAAAUUCAGUUCCGAGAAAAAGUUUUAUGGACAGCUAUCACCCUCUUUAUUUUUUUAGUAUGUUGCCAGAUACCAUUGUUUGGAAUAAUGUCUUCAGACUCAGCAGAUCCUUUCUACUGGAUGAGAGUCAUUCUAGCAUCAAACCGAGGCACUUUGAUGGAAUUGGGCAUUUCUCCUAUUGUGACAUCUGGACUGAUUAUGCAGCUGCUGGCUGGAGCUAAGAUAAUUGAAGUUGGUGAUACACCAAAAGACAGAGCCCUAUUCAAUGGCGCUCAGAAGCUGUUUGGAAUGAUUAUUACCAUUGGGCAGGCAAUUGUGUAUGUCAUGACUGGGAUGUAUGGUGAUCCUGCAGAAAUGGGGGCUGGAAUUUGUCUCCUUAUCAUAAUUCAGUUGUUUGUUGCCGGCUUGAUUGUGCUGCUGUUAGAUGAGCUGCUACAAAAGGGCUAUGGCUUAGGUUCUGGGAUUUCCCUCUUUAUUGCUACCAACAUCUGUGAAACCAUUGUCUGGAAGGCCUUUAGUCCUACUACUAUCAACACUGGCAGAGGAACAGAGUUUGAGGGUGCUGUCAUUGCAUUGUUCCACCUUUUGGCUACACGAACUGACAAAGUCCGUGCUUUGCGGGAGGCUUUCUAUCGCCAGAAUUUGCCUAAUCUUAUGAAUCUGAUUGCUACAGUAUUUGUAUUCGCUGUAGUCAUAUAUUUUCAGGGAUUUCGUGUUGAUCUCCCAAUCAAGUCUGCCCGAUACCGUGGACAAUACAGUAGCUAUCCCAUCAAACUUUUCUACACCUCCAACAUUCCCAUCAUACUUCAGUCUGCCUUAGUUUCCAACCUCUAUGUUAUUUCUCAGAUGUUGUCUGUGCGGUUUAGUGGCAACUUCUUGGUAAAUUUACUUGGACAGUGGGCGGAUGUUAGUGGUGGUGGUCCAGCACGCUCCUACCCUGUUGGAGGCCUCUGUUAUUAUCUCUCUCCCCCAGAAUCCAUGGGUGCUAUAUUUGAGGAUCCUAUCCAUGUGAUUGUUUAUAUUAUAUUUAUGUUGGGCUCCUGUGCAUUUUUCUCCAAGACGUGGAUUGAAGUGUCUGGAUCAUCUGCAAAAGAUGUUGCCAAGCAACUGAAAGAACAGCAAAUGGUGAUGAGAGGCCACAGGGACACAUCAAUGGUUCAUGAGUUAAACCGGUACAUCCCUACAGCAGCUGCAUUUGGAGGCUUGUGUAUUGGAGCUCUCUCUGUCUUGGCUGACUUUCUUGGAGCCAUUGGCUCAGGCACUGGCAUUCUGCUAGCAGUCACCAUUAUUUAUCAAUAUUUUGAGAUCUUUGUCAAAGAACAGGCAGAGGUUGGAGGAGUGGGUGCUUUAUUCUUCUAAAUGUCCAAAUAUGUGGCUUGUAAGAAAGGGAGCUGUAUUUUGACCACAUGCAACCUUUUAGUUUCAUAAUGCUAUCUCUCCCCCAGCACACACAAUUUUUAAAGUGCUGUGUGUCCCAUUUCUCAUAAUGGGCAUUGCACAAUGCCUGUGCAGCCAGUACCAGCUGCCUUAAUAAUAAGUUUACAUAUUGGUUAAAAAUACAGAAAAAAAACUCUAGUGUUGCCUAUAAUGCUGGAAACCAAUGCAUUUAUGUUCCUCUUCGAACACUACAGUGGAAACAGUCAAAUGGUGCCCAUUUUGCUACUAGUAACACUUUGCACACUACAUUAUGAGGCUAAUGAAAGCAGCCACCAUGCUCAUUUCAUGUGGCACUCUGGGAUGCGGGUGGGGGAAGUCCUUCCGCUCCCAGCUCCUGUCGCUGUGCCACUGUUCAUGUGGGCACAUGGCGGAAGGGAGGGCAGCUGCUUCUUGUCUGCUGGGGAAAGCAGGUGAGCGCUUGUCUUCCCCACAGCCCAUGGCAGUAGAUGUUGGAGGGCGUGUGCAUGACCUCUGAGAUUUAAGUGUACCUGUGGACACUGGCAAGACAGAACCACCACAAAGUUCCAAAUUGCCACCAGAGACUUCCUGAGCUUAUUUUGAAAUUAUAACACCCCCCCCCCAAAUCUAUAUUCUAAAUGAAUUAUUUAUAUGCUUUUUAAAAUGGUACUACUCUAACCCCCUCUGGUGUAUGUUCAGUACUUUUUACUUUGUGGUGUUAUCCUGUCAGCACCAUGCUUCUGAUCCAGGAAGGUGGGUGAGCAUUUUGACCAACUUGCUUGUGAACUUGAGGCAUAUGGUGUGGGCAAGGCUAUAAGUCUCCCAAGAUUGCAAUUAUCCUCUGGCAGCCUGGUGAAUGCUCUUGCCUCAGUGUAGAUGUAUGGUUUCUAAUUUAUUUUGACUCAUGACCUUUUGAGGGGAGGGAAAAUUCCCCUAUGCUGCUGAAACUUCAUUUUGCUGCAAAAAAGGGAAGGCGUAGGUCUGAAAGCAGUGUCUUUUGUGAAAGGAGUGGAGACAAGAGCGAGUCAUGUUGAAGAAAACUACCUUGUUGUGCUUCUUGGCAGCAAUUUAACCAGUGGAAACACUAGACAAUAAACUUAUUUAAUUAA
Molecule: messenger RNA, 2722 nt
Organism: Hemicordylus capensis (graceful crag lizard)
Lineage: Eukaryota; Metazoa; Chordata; Lepidosauria; Squamata; Cordylidae
Gene: SEC61A2
Product: SEC61 translocon subunit alpha 2
Exons: 12
Coding region: 147-1577 (476 amino acids)
Biological process (GO): post-translational protein targeting to membrane, translocation; SRP-dependent cotranslational protein targeting to membrane, translocation
Cellular component (GO): membrane; Sec61 translocon complex
Molecular function (GO): ribosome binding; signal sequence receptor activity; transmembrane protein transporter activity
Source: RefSeq, a predicted model, not a curated record